AUGACGUCGUCGGGAAGUCAGUGUGUGCUGAAUUAUUUUGAGAUUGGUAGGGUCGAUAAAGAUUACCCGUACGUUGACGCUCACAGAGCUCCUUGUUUGGAAGUUGCGUGGAGUCCAUUCAAUGAUAAUGUCAUCGCCAGUUGCUCUGAAGAUACUACAUGUAAAGUUUGGUUGAUACCUGCAAAUGGAUUACUUCGUACACUUACUGAACCAGUAGUCGAAUUGAAUGGCCAUCAGAAGAGAGUCAAUACGAUCGCUUGGCAUCCAACAGCUAACAACAUCCUUCUAACAGUAGUUCCCAACGUAGAUGUUUUAAGCAGAAGAGCUGAGGAACUGAACACUUAUGUUUCAGCAGUUUUAUUUGACGAUUCUGAUUUAAGAUUUUCUAUUAAAUGUCGGCAAGGCGGCGAAAACAAAAUCUUAAUUUGGAAUGUUGGUACAGGAGAAGCGUUGCUAGAAAUUGCUGGGCAUCCGGAUCAGAUAUGGUCUGUUUCUUUCAAUUACGACGGUAGCAGGUUUGUUACAACAUGCAAGGAUAAACGGAUACGGGUGAUUGAUUCUCAUACUGGUGAAGUAUUACAUCAGGGUGCAGGCCAUGAAGGAGUCAAACCCCAAAGGGCGGUCUAUCUACGCGAUGGUCGUAUAUUCACAACCGGCUUCACAAAGCGUUCGGAACGACUAUAUGCACUUCGUGCUCAGGACAAUCUUGAGAAUCCAAUAAUCCAAGAAGAAUUAGAUACCAGCAAUGGCGUUCUCUUCCCAUUGUAUGACGAGGAUACAGGACUCGUUUACUUGGCUGGCAAGGGUGAUUGUGCCAUUCGCUACUACGAAAUAAAUAAUGAAUAUCCAUUCGUACAUUAUAUUAAUACUUUUACCACCUCAGAGCCUCAACGAGGUAUUGGUUUUAUGCCAAAACUUGGGAUCAAUUCGAACGAAAAUGAAGUCGCUCGCAUUUACAAAGUUACUACCAAAGGAGUUGUCGAUGAAUUACAAUUUUUUGUUCCUAGGAAAUCUGAUUUGUUCCAAAGUGAUUUGUAUCCUGACACGCGAAGCCCAAAACCGGCGCUGACAGCUGAACAGUGGAUUGGUGGUGCAAAUGCUCCCCCAAAUUUGACUCCAGUGAAUCCUGGUGCAGCGGAAGCGAAGCCAAAGGUCCAAGUAGCUAAAAAAGCUAAUAUCUUAGCCCAACUUCAGCCAAAUCAGGAUGUCCCAACGCUUCACACAUCCUCACCAUCAAGGUCACCUUAUGACACACCUCAAAGAUCUCCACGACCGGAAGAGUCUCAGCAGCAGUAUCGAUUUGAGGAGCCUGCGCAACCUGCACCAAGGAGUACCCGGAAACCUCCAGUUAUGGAUGAGGAUAUGGGAAUAGUAAAAAUUGAGAGAAACGCGAGUGGAGAAAGAGAGCGAUCACGUUUAGCACCUUGCCCAGAAAAAAAUACUUCACAAUUGACUCCCAGGCAACAGGUGCAGUGGAGACCUCGUUCUGAUCGAGAUAAUAUUGUGAAUCAAACCGCUGGUCAGAGAAGAGCAACUAUUGAACUCGAACGAAUAAGAAGAGACCAAGCUCGAGAAUCUGACAGGGAUGAAAUCCUUCCACCUCCGUCACAUAUGCCACAGGCUUCGCCUAGGCACAGUAUUAUAGGGGUUCCAAGCGAGGUAUUUUUCUCAGAGAAAAGGCAACAUGAACAAAGGAGAGAAAACUCGCAGCCGCUAACGCUGGAAGAUGCUCUGGCAGACUUGCAAAAAAUGAAGGCUAUUCUGCGGCAACAUGAAAGACGAAUUCGGCUACUGGAAGACCAGCUGGCUGAUAAAAAUAUGGCAGACACGUACGGUUUUUGA
Messenger RNA from Enterobius vermicularis (human pinworm), 1842 nucleotides. NCBI's taxonomy places the organism in Eukaryota, Metazoa, Nematoda, Chromadorea, Rhabditida, Oxyuridae. The record is from the annotation of a GenBank genome assembly.